This is a messenger RNA of Cavia porcellus (domestic guinea pig), 4510 nucleotides long. RefSeq names its product apolipoprotein B receptor (gene Apobr). Lineage: Eukaryota; Metazoa; Chordata; Mammalia; Rodentia; Caviidae. The transcript is spliced from 4 exons. The record is from RefSeq and is a predicted model, not a curated record. Gene Ontology annotation, molecular function: very-low-density lipoprotein particle receptor activity. Bases 107 to 2980 code for a protein of 957 amino acids. Gene Ontology annotation, biological process: triglyceride metabolic process; lipid transport. Gene Ontology annotation, cellular component: membrane.
GAGGGACAGGGGAAGAGGAAGUAUCUUUAGGUCCUGCGGAACACUGGCUGUCUUGGUGGGUAGGGACGGUCAUUAGCAGCUUUCUGGACACACAGACACAGACAGAAUGGACUUCCUCCGGCUACACCUCCCUGGGCUGCAUCAAGCCUUAAGGGGGGCACUGGACUCCCUCAGCACCUUUGUCUCCUACCUCAUGGGAGAUGCGGUCCUCACGGUAGAGAGGGAGGUGCGGGAACUGGGGGAGGUGGCUGCAGGAAAACCAGAGAAGACUGUAGAGGAGGAAGCCCAGGAAGCCUUGCACAGCCUUAGAGAUGGCCCAAGUGAGCGGGCUGGAGUGCUGAGAGGGACUGGAGAGGCUGGAGGAGGCCAGGAGGAGCGCUCAGCUGCAGAACAGGUCUGGGGGUGGGGAGAAGGUAGCUCCUGCAGGUCUCAAGCAGGUAGGCAGAACUCUGGAGCCUGGGGGGCCGGCACAGCAGCCAAGAGCCCAGAACCAAGUGUUCUCUUGAAGGCUGAGAAGACUUCUGAGGCAGAGUCUAGGACUCACAGAGAUGAGAGCAGUCAAGCCAAGAAGAGACAGGAGUCUGAAGAGCAGGAAAGGAACAGAGGGGAGACACUGAGAAUCUGGGAACAGGAGGAGGAAGAGGAGAAGGAAGAGGUUGGGGCAAGAGGGGCAGGGAUGGCCAGAGGGGUGGAGUCAGAGCAGCCCUGGCAUGGGGAGCUCCAGGGGAAGGCUGGUGUUGAGAGGGAGAAGGUGGCUAGGGACUGUGGCGUGGUCAGGGUGGCAGUUGCAGAAACUGAGGUAUCUGGAGCCAAAAGGCCUUGGAGGAAAGAAGGGGAGGUGGUAGGAGUGAGGGCUGACCAAAGCACAAGGGCACAAGAGACCCAGGGUCCAGGCCCAGAGUCUGAAGACCAGGCAACCUGGCAUAAAGAAGAAGCCAGGGCAACCUUAGGCAAGGAAGCAGAUAGGACAGCCUCAGCUGGAGAAGAGGACAGCCCAACCAUAGCCAGAGAGAAGGCCAGCACAGCCUCAGCCAGGGAGGAGGCUGACCUCCCAGGAAUCAGGGAGACAGAAGAUGGGCUAGUCACAGCAGACAGGAUCUUAGAAGCUGCCAGUAGUAUCCGGAUCCUAGAGAAGGCCUCCAACAGAGACCAGGAAGAGGAGCCAGAUGAGAAGAGAGAGGAUAAAGUGAAGGUUUUCUCCAAACAGCCCUGGGCCCUGGUGACUGAAGCAAUAGAAGAUGCAGCUGAGGGCCAGAAGGCAAAGAGGGAAGCUGCAGGAGCCCAGGAGUCAGAGGAGGAGGCAGGGGAGCACUUUGAGGGCAAGACCGAUGAGUAUACAAAAGAGGCCUGCAGUGGGCCAAACUCGGAGAUCAAGGCUGAUGAUGGUGCCAGUCCAUGGGAGGUCCCAGCAGAAGAGCCUCAGGAGAAGAAAGAGACGUGCUGCGCUCUAGAGGCUGAGCUGGUCCCAGGCAAGGAGGUUGAAGGUGAAGCUGACUCAGAAGCAGCUCUGGAGGCCAGGCCUGAGGAGUUCAUGUGGGAGAAAGACCAGGAGUAUCAGACAAGCCAAGAAGCACUGGGGGUGGAAUGGAGUAUCCCCAAACACGGGGUCCCUGAAGACCAGGGGCUCAAGCUGGUGGAAGAUGCCCAGACUCCAGAAGAGUCACCUAAAGAAGGGCAGGGGGGUCAGGAGGAGCACUGUCAGGAUCAAGGCCUGAGCAGAGAGGAGGCAGGAACGGGGGUGAGGGAACAGCCCAGACACUUGGGACCUCCUGAAGUCCCUGAGACAGAAGGCUGGGAACUGUGGCGGGUAGGGGACCCAGAAAGCAAAAUUACUCAGGAGGGAAAAUCAGAUGCUGAAGAGGGAGAAGAGGAGGCUGCAGGAGGCCAGGCCCUGGAGGCUGAGGCUGAAGGAUCCUGGGGGUCUGAACCGCCAGAGGUCCUGGACUGUGGAAUGGAGGAGGGAGAGACCUCUGUGGUGGACAACCAGGAGUUGCAGGCAAACAAAGGGACAGAGGCAGAGCCAGGCCAGGCACUGGGAGAGUCAGAGGCUGGAGAAACCACGGACAAGGUAGUGGAGAUCACUGUGCCUUGGGAGGCGGACAGAAUACCUAGGUGGGGCUGGAGGCUGGAGGGGGCAGCUUUGAGCCUCCAGGAUAGUGAGGACACUCAGACCAGUUCUUUGGCUACUGAGGUGGUGGAGGACCAGGCAGUCCUGGCUGGGGAAGGGCUUCAAGGAGAGGCUGGAGGAGCUUGGAGCAGCGAGGAGCUUGGGAGAGGCUGGGACUCUGAAGAGAGAGAAGAGGCUGAGGGAGGUGCAGGGCAGAUAGAGGCUGCACAGGCACUGUUGGAGGAAGAGACUGGGGAAUGGCAUAUAGGAGAGCAGAGAGGAGACAGUGAGAGGCAGGAUGAGGACCGCCAUCCUGAGGGACAGGCAGAAAGGCCACCAGAAGUGGAUGAUGUCAAGGUGACUGGUGGCCAGAGGACAGAGGCUGAGGGGACUGCUCCAGAGGACCUGGAGGAUGUCCAGGGCCAGGAGGGGCAGCCAACAUACCAGCCACCCGUGGAGACCGCACCUGGGCCCUCUGAGACUGCAGAGGCCGUGGGAAGUGACACAGGGGACACUCACAGCAGCUGGAGUAAGGCCCUGCUUCCUGGGUCCCGCCUGGACGUCUCUGUUUCACGGAGCCGUGUGCUUCUGUCACGAAGCUCCUGGAAGCGUCGUUCACGGCCCUCUUCCUGGAGGAAAACUUCCCCUGAGCAGCAGCAGGAGGACCCUCCCAGUCCCCAGCCUGAUGAGGGACUCUCCACCCCUGAACAGAGACCUCUUCAGCUAGAGGAAGCCCCUGAGCCAAGUCCCUUACAGUCUGGAGGGACCUCAGAGCCAGUCAAGAGAAAGCUCCUGGGACAUGGGUUUGGCCCCAUGCACCCUGGCAUGAUGCAGGAGUUGCAAGCCAGGCUGGUGCAGCGGAAGCCCCAGUGACUGAGAGCUGCUGUCCCUCUGGGAGCCUGGCCUGCAUGAGGAUCAGAAGCCUCCAGGAGCCCUGCCCACCCUGGUUCUCUCUGCCACUUGCACUCUUUCCACUGUCUGAGCCUCACUGCUUGGUGUCUCAUUCACGGAGUGGACAAGAGCAAAAGGUCUGUGAAGACCUUGGACUUCAGGAAUCUGAUUCUCUAGCGCAGCCUGGUGGACGCUAUGCCACUGAGACCUCUCCUCAAGGGUUCCUUUCCCUGGUCACCUCAACCUGUCCCAGCUGCUCAGAAGACGAUUGUGGGAAUGAAGUCUGUUCUCCAUAGUCCACUCUCCGUGCCUGAACUCCCCAGAGAGCUGCAUGGGGUGACAUAGCUGGGGGGGGGGGGGCUAACACAUUCUUCCCUUCAGCACAAAGGAAACAGAUUGACAGGCUUAGAGGCACCAGAUGGAAUCAGAAAUCAACAGGUAGCAGGCCAGCUGCCUUGACUUUCCAAAAAGAGAGCUCAGCCCCAGAACUCUGCUGGUUACUAUGGCAACUAAGCAGGCCAGUCAGGGAAAGUGGACCAGAAGCAUCAAAUACGUCAGAGCAGUGAAGGGUUCUGAGUGGCCAGAGGCUACCAACUCCCUUGUAGCUAUCUUGUCCCUUGGAUGUCAGGCACCUCUUCUAUGACAAGAUGCUAAAGCAGAGAAAGGAUGAGAAGGCUUUAUUAGGCACCCAGCGCAGUGGUGCAGCCUGAGGAUAAGAUAAUAAAUAAAUCGUAUCCUAAACAAUAAAUAAAUAUUCAAGAAAUAAAUAUCUGACAUGGGCUGGAGGGACUUUAAAUUAUUGGGUAGGGGAUGGGGCUGGGGCUGGUCUGAGGCAAAUGGGGCUGGAGGUUGUGCUCUUGGCCAGGACUCCAGGCCCGAAGUCCUAAAGAAUAAGGAAAGGGGAUUAGACGGUCACUCCAUCAGGACUGGGGGCCAAGCGUGGGUGCCCAGCCUUGGACAGCAGUAGUAAGUCCCGCACGGCCCGGGAUAAGACCAGCUCCAGGGAGUGCAACAGCUGAUAGGUGUAGAGCAGCUGGGGCCAAGACACCUGUGCCCCUCGAAGCAGCCCUGUCCCCUCCUCCUCCUCCUCCUCUUCCUCUUCCUUUUUCUCCUCAGGGAGGUUGAGUCCUGCAGCCAGCCCCUGUGGGGAGAGACUGAGGUCAGGCUGUGGCCAGGCGGCAGUGGGAGCAACUUUUUAUUGCUUUCCUGUGGCCAGCCCUCUAAAUGACAUCAGUGACUACAAGACCAUUUCCCUGGGCAGCCCCUACUGCCGAUCUCCCAUGGCGUUACCAUAUCUCAUAUCUCACCUGAUUUUUGGCUCAAGUAAGACAAUGUUCAUGAAGCUGGGCUACUCCCCCAGGACUACCCUGAGGAUUGGGGUCUAGGAAGUUCCUCUCUGCUUUUUAAGGAUGAUCUCAGAACCAAAAAUGGGCAGGGAAUGACGUAGCUACUUUCCACGUUGCUUGCAUUUUCUAUUCUCCUUUUUAAUAAAAUUUGUAUUGCCCUUUGAAA